Molecule: messenger RNA, 392 nt
Organism: Antrostomus carolinensis (chuck-will's-widow)
Lineage: Eukaryota; Metazoa; Chordata; Aves; Caprimulgiformes; Caprimulgidae
Product: transcription initiation factor TFIID subunit 11
Exons: 3
Biological process (GO): transcription initiation at RNA polymerase II promoter; RNA polymerase II preinitiation complex assembly
Cellular component (GO): transcription factor TFIID complex; nucleus
Molecular function (GO): protein heterodimerization activity; RNA polymerase II general transcription initiation factor activity
Source: RefSeq, a predicted model, not a curated record
AAUACUGGUCUCUUCCUUUUCUGAGGAGCAGCUGAACCGUUACGAGAUGUAUCGCCGCUCUGCCUUCCCCAAGGCUGCUAUUAAACGGCUGAUCCAGUCCAUCACCGGCACCUCCGUCUCUCAGAACGUCGUCAUCGCCAUGUCAGGCAUUUCCAAGGUCUUUGUUGGGGAGGUGGUGGAGGAAGCCCUGGACGUGUGUGAGAAGUGGGGGGAGCUGCCACCUCUGCAGCCCAAGCACAUGCGAGAGGCCGUCAGGAGGCUCAAGUCACGGGGACAAAUCCCCAAUUCCAAAUAUAAGAAGAUCAUCUUCCACUGAAACCUCCCAAGAGCAGCAAGGGAAGACAGAAGUUUAAACAAGCUUCUGGCUGUGAACCUCACAACAGUCCCAGCAG